This is a messenger RNA of Homalodisca vitripennis (glassy-winged sharpshooter), 2211 nucleotides long. It is a transcript of the gene Vps28, whose product is annotated as vacuolar protein sorting-associated protein 28 homolog. Gene Ontology annotation, biological process: protein transport to vacuole involved in ubiquitin-dependent protein catabolic process via the multivesicular body sorting pathway. Bases 200 to 838 code for a protein of 212 amino acids. Gene Ontology annotation, molecular function: protein-containing complex binding. Lineage: Eukaryota; Metazoa; Arthropoda; Insecta; Hemiptera; Cicadellidae. The transcript is spliced from 5 exons. Gene Ontology annotation, cellular component: ESCRT I complex. The record is from RefSeq and is a predicted model, not a curated record.
UCACGUUCGUCAUCUGUAUCUGAUUGUCUCAUUCAGUCAUUCUUAAUUUAUUAGUGAUUUGCUAUUAAGCUAGUAAGAUUCGGGUUUGAUCGAGAAUUAAUAUUACUCGUUACUGAAGAGAGAAGUUACUCAAUAUUUGUUUAUGUAUUUAUACCAUAUAUUGAGUAAUAAUUUAUUAUUUUGAAAAUACUAACAAGACAUGUCUGAUUCAAAUAGACCUGAGCUUUUCGAAGAUGUGAAACUAUUUAGGAAUGCUCGAGAACGUGAGAAGUAUGACAACAUGGCAGACUUGUAUGCGGUGAUCAACACACUGCAGAACCUGGAGAAGGCUUACAUCCGAGACUGUGUCACUCCCAAGGAAUACACGGCAGCCUGCUCUAAACUGCUAGUUCAGUACAAGGCAGCAUUUAAACAGGUUCAAGGUGAUGAGUUUCCUAACAUUGAAGGGUUCGUAAAGAAAUACAGAUUGGACUGCCCAGCAGCAAUGGAAAGAAUAAAGGAAGACAGACCAAUAACGAUAAAAGAUGACAAAGGAAAUACAAGUAAAUGUAUCGCUGAUAUCGUAUCUCUUUUCAUCACUCUGAUGGACAAAUUGCGGCUGGAGAUCAAGGCUAUGGAUGAGCUCCAUCCUGACCUGCGCGAUCUUGUCGACACAAUGAAUCGGCUCAGUCUACUGCCCUCAGACUUUGAUGGCAAGCGUAAGGUUGCAGAUUGGCUGGCUGUGCUUGAUAGCAUGCAGGCAUCUGACGAGUUGUCUGAGACCCAGGUGCGACAGCUCAUCUUUGACCUUGAGUCUUCUUAUAACGCUUUCAACAAGUUACUUCACAACAGCAGCUAAAGGCUUCAGCUUUUGUAAAUUGUUAUGUUAUAAGUAUUCUUGAAGAUUAUGCUUAUCAUAUGUGAUUUAUUUUUUAUGUUUUUAAAACUUUGUUCAUUAUUAAACUGUACUUUUUUAAAUCUUUGAGCAUGUUACAUAUAUUGAAAACAUAAAUGAAUAUUAAAUCCACCAAAUUUGAUAUUUGUUCAAAGUUUAUUGACAGGAAAACUGCCAAAGAAAUAUUAUUAUAUAAAAUGUAAACAAACUGUUCUUUGAGAAUUGAAUAUUUAUUUUGAAUAACAAACAAUAACAGUUCCUUAACUGCUUAAUCAUGGAAGUAUUAACCAUUUUCCCUUAUGCUGUAGUGCCAUUUGCAGAAAAGCCAUAUUAUUUGAAAACAAGGUUUGUUCCUAAGAAGUUGAUUUGCAAUUAUAGAGAUUAGAAUAUUGCUGAAGAGACUGAAAGCACACUUUUGCCAAUGUUAUUUCUUCUAUUCUUUGAGGCUCAUUUUGACUACAAAAGGAUACGGGAUAAUAUUCUGUAGGUCUUUAAACUACUAAAUUUCCAGUGUUUGUUGCCAUAGUCAAGUAAUUUUAAUUCACACUUUAUAUCCAAUAGUAAUGCCUGGAUAUAAUAAUUAGCUUGUGUGCAUCCAGCCAAAGCUAUCAGUUAAAUUAUUGUUUGUUUUGUGAUGUAACAAGAAUACAUUAAAAUAUUGAAUUCAUUGUCUCUAUGUAUUGUUAAUUGAGAAUAACUACAAUUAUUUAUAUGUUUAAUUAAUUUAACAGAGCAGUUCAGUAAUUAUUUUAUUGCUCCUUGGUGGAUAAUAUACAUACCAUUACUAGAAUAAGGUAUGCAUGUUAGAUUAUUUUUAUAGUUAUGCAGUUAAAUAAUAAGCAUGCCCUGGUUAUACCAGGUCCUUUGAACCCAUCUGAAAUGAUUAGACGAAAAUUGGUAUGUGAUGAGCUAAAUAAGUGUGUCAUGCACAGCAGUUGAUAAUGACAUUGUCAUGUUGGUGACAUUGGCAUAAUAAUUUGAAGAGAGGGGUAGCUAAUUGGUGUAUUAUAUAUAAUACAUAUGUGAAUUUCACCUCUAUGGCAGUGUCUGUUAUGUACUGUUGUUCAUCACUAUCCAAAAUUGCUCAUAACAUUUCUUUUUAAGCACCACACAUUUCUCUAUCCAUUGCGGUAACUGGAUAUAAUCUAUUUGUAAGAAAUUUAAAUUUGUGCUUAGCACUCAAUUAAAUGCAUUUGAUUGAGUAUAGAUUAGUCUGCUUUAAAGUGAUCAGUUUAUAACUGAAGGAUAUGUUUUUAUAUAAAUACCAUACUGAUACAUACCUAGUUGUAGAAAGUAAAAGUUGUAGAAAUAAAAUACAUUUUAUUUAUAUAUAAAAA